AUGGCAACCCGACUGUAUCGCCACCUUCAACAGCACCCGACCCGCAUGAUGGCUUCAAUCUCAGCAGCAACCAAACCACCUAUAACGUCCGGCAGAAUCCCCGUAAUUUAUUCAAAUGCAGAAUCCAGACGGCUUCUCAUGACUUCGCCCAGCCCCCAAAUUGGUCCGCUAGCUCCGCAGACUCUGGUCCUGCCGCCACCUCAUUGUCGCCUUGAUGGUCGAUAUACGUCCCUGGUCCCCUUGAAGCCCGAACACUCAGCUUCCCUAUUCAAGCACCUAGGCGGAGUUCAAAAUGAUCAUCUGUGGAGAUACAUGUUUUCCGGAGGAUAUGGAGAGGAAGCACAGUUCCAAAAGGCCAUAGCCGACUGGAGUCAAUCCUCGGAUCCCCUCUACUUCUCCGUCAUGUCGGGCCCUCGUUCCGAUCCUCUUGCUCAGCCGGCCGGUUUGAUCUCCUUGAUGUCCAUCGUGCCGAGCCAUCGCCGGAUCGAAAUCGGCUGCAUAACCUUUGGCAGCCUGCUCCAGCGAUCCACGGCGGCGACGGAAGCCUGCUUUCUUCUUAUGCAACACGCCUUUGAGGAUCUGGGCAACUCUCGGGUCGAGUGGAAGGCUGAUGAGCUCAAUAAGCCUAGCCUGGCAGCUGCGGAGCGGCUAGGAUUCUCCUUUGAGGGAGUAUUCCGGAAACAUAUGGUCAUCAAGGGCCGAUACCGAGAUACCGCCUGGUAUAGUACCACAGAAGAUGAAUGGACGCGUCUGAAACAGGGGUUCGAUGAUUGGCUGGCUGAUGAUAAUUUCGACUCAAAAGGGCAGCAACGACGGAGUCUUGGCCAAUGCCGAAGCACGUAG
This is a messenger RNA of Pestalotiopsis fici W106-1, 843 nucleotides long. RefSeq lists its product as uncharacterized. Bases 1 to 843 code for a protein of 280 amino acids. Gene Ontology annotation, molecular function: protein N-terminal-serine acetyltransferase activity; protein-N-terminal-alanine acetyltransferase activity. The record is from RefSeq and is a predicted model, not a curated record. The transcript has 2 exons. NCBI's taxonomy places the organism in Eukaryota, Fungi, Ascomycota, Sordariomycetes, Amphisphaeriales, Sporocadaceae.